AUGUGGAGACAGCGCUUGCCUAGGGGCAGGGAUGUCUUCACCACCUUCCCCGAUGUGCUCUUCAUCUUUGAGCUUGUCUUUGGGGGCCUCGUGUGGAUCCUGAUUGCCUCGUCCCUGGUGCCCCUCCCCCAGACCCAGGGCUGGGUGAUGUUCGUGUCUGUGUUCUGCUUCGUGGGCACCACUGCCCUGCUCUUCCUGUACAUAAUUGGUGUCCGUGAUACUAAGGCUUCCUGGAAACUUCUGGACAUAUUCUACCACUUUAUUGCUGCCCUGUUUUACCUCAGCGCCUCCUUCCUAGAAGGUUCGGCUGCCAGGACCAUGGCAGAUGGCUUCCUAUAUGAACAUUACCUCGAAAACAUCGCUGCUAUGGUGUUUUCAUCGCUAGCCACUCUGCUGUACAUGAUCCAUGCGUGUGCUUCUUGCUGCAGACAGUUUGAUUGGUUGGAAAGCCAGGGGCUGUUACCUGAUUUGCCGCCCAACAUGGGUAGGGACUUGCUGCGUUUAACCUCCAACUACUGA
This is a messenger RNA of Equus quagga, 519 nucleotides long. Its product is annotated as myelin and lymphocyte protein-like. Gene Ontology annotation, biological process: myelination. Bases 1 to 519 code for a protein of 172 amino acids. The transcript has 5 exons. Gene Ontology annotation, molecular function: structural constituent of myelin sheath. The record is from RefSeq and is a predicted model, not a curated record. Gene Ontology annotation, cellular component: membrane. Lineage: Eukaryota; Metazoa; Chordata; Mammalia; Perissodactyla; Equidae.